UCCUUGGCUCAGCCUGGGCCCCUCCUCAUCCAACCUCCACUCCAGUCCUCAUUCAACAUCCUCUUCCUGCUAAAGAGGGGCGCUGCCCGAUGACCUACACAAACUGAGAUACAAUCGCCACGAAUGGAGACCUCUGGAAAAGCUCAAGAGCCGAGGCCCACGGGGCCCACUAGAGGCCCCAGGGGAGACACUGGGCGGAGGCUGAAUCACAUCCUCUCGACAGCCCCCCAGUGCCCAGGCUUUGGAGGGGAGCUGGGAGCUUCUAUCUCCUUUUGCAGGGGAGGGUUGUCAGUCUGGAAGGAUGUGCACUGGGGGCACCCCAGCCCCUGCCAGCUAACCCCGCAUCACCCCCCUACCCAGCACCACCACCACCACACACACAAAAAAAUUGGAUACAUUUUGAAUAAAGCGAUUCGGUUCCUUAUCCGGGGACUGGGUUGCUCCGUGUGAUUGGCCGGCGGAGUCACAUGGUGAAAGUAACUUUACAGGGUCGCUAGCUAGUAGGAGGGCUUUAUGGAGCAGAAAAACGACAAAGCGAGAAAAAUUAUUUUCCACUCCAGAAAUUAAUGAUCAUGAGCUCGUAUUUGAUGGACUCUAACUACAUCGAUCCGAAAUUUCCUCCAUGCGAAGAAUAUUCGCAAAAUAGCUACAUCCCUGAACACAGUCCGGAAUAUUACGGCCGGACCAGGGAAUCGGGAUUCCAGCAUCACCACCAGGAGCUGUACCCACCACCGCCUCCGCGCCCUAGCUACCCUGAGCGCCAGUAUAGCUGCACCAGUCUCCAGGGGCCGGGCAAUUCGCGAGGCCACGGGCCGGCCCAGGCGGGCCACCACCACCCAGAGAAAUCACAGCCGCUCUGCGAGCCGGCGCCUCUCUCAGGCGCCUCCGCCUCCCCGUCCCCAGCCCCGCCAGCCUGCAGCCAGCCAGCCCCCGACCAUCCCUCCAGCGCCGCCAGCAAGCAACCCAUAGUCUACCCAUGGAUGAAAAAAAUUCACGUUAGCACGGUGAACCCCAAUUAUAACGGAGGGGAGCCCAAGCGCUCGAGGACAGCCUACACCCGGCAGCAAGUCCUGGAAUUAGAGAAAGAGUUUCAUUACAACCGCUACCUGACCCGAAGGAGAAGGAUCGAGAUCGCCCACUCGCUGUGCCUCUCUGAGAGGCAGAUCAAAAUCUGGUUCCAAAACCGUCGCAUGAAAUGGAAGAAGGACCACCGACUCCCCAACACCAAAGUCAGGUCAGCGCCCCCGGCCGGCGCUGCGCCCAGCACCCUGUCGGCAGCCACCCCUGGUACUUCUGAAGACCACUCCCAGAGCACCACGCCGCCGGAGCAGCAACGGGCAGAGGACAUUACCAGGUUAUAAAACAUAACUCACACCCCUGCCCCCCCAUGCCCCCAGCCCCCCCACAAAUUGACUCUUAUUUAUAGAAUUUAAUAUAUAUAUAUAUAUAUAUAUUUUGGUUCUUUUCUCUCUUCCUCCCAUCUUGUCCCUUGUCAAUUCUAAACAGACACAACAGAUAAACAAACAAGCCCCCUGCCCUUCUCUCCCUUCCACUGUUAAGAACCCUUUUAAGCAUGUGAUGUUGUCUUAGCAUGAUACCUGCUGGGGUUUUUUUAAAGGCCAUUUGGGGGGUAUUUAUUUUUUAAGAAAAAAAAAAGCUGAAAAAAUUAUAUAUUGCAAGAUGCGAUGGUGUGGUUUGGGUGAAUUUCAGGGGAAAUGAGGAAAAGAAAAAAGGAAAGAGAUUUUUAAGCCAAUUCUCCUCCUUCUCCUCCUCCUUCCCCCUUCUUUCCUUAGGCCUUUUGCAUUGAAAAUGCACCAGGGGAGGUUA
Molecule: messenger RNA, 1827 nt
Organism: Cynocephalus volans (Philippine flying lemur)
Lineage: Eukaryota; Metazoa; Chordata; Mammalia; Dermoptera; Cynocephalidae
Gene: HOXC4
Product: homeobox C4
Exons: 2
Coding region: 567-1361 (264 amino acids)
Biological process (GO): anterior/posterior pattern specification; positive regulation of transcription by RNA polymerase II; embryonic skeletal system morphogenesis
Cellular component (GO): nucleus; nucleoplasm
Molecular function (GO): DNA-binding transcription factor activity, RNA polymerase II-specific; RNA polymerase II cis-regulatory region sequence-specific DNA binding
Source: RefSeq, a predicted model, not a curated record